Molecule: messenger RNA, 699 nt
Organism: Halichondria panicea
Lineage: Eukaryota; Metazoa; Porifera; Demospongiae; Suberitida; Halichondriidae
Exons: 6
Coding region: 2-595 (197 amino acids)
Source: RefSeq, a predicted model, not a curated record
AAUGGAGUCAUUGUCUCUGCCAGAAAUGUUCAGUUCUAUGGGGCCUAGAUUUCAAAUGUCUAUGUCUAAUGGCGGUAUGCCGGUCCUACCGUACACCACUUUAGAGAUGUCCCGGUUUAGCCAGCAAAAUCAAGAGGAGUCACUGGACAUUCAAUUGCUGAAUACGGCUGAUGAUUCGCUAGCAGAUCUCGAACCUGAGGCUUCAGAUGAAGAAGAGAACACUGAGAGACCACAAUUGACGGAGGAACAACAGAAAGUCGAGUACAUGGCUUCCCUUGGUCUGGUUCCUCCUGCAGUGCUUGAAGAGAUCCAACGUCGCCAGGAGUUGUGUAGAAUGGAGUAUGGGAACUGGUGGGACAGACUCCAUUCCACUGAUUUUUGUCUAGUGCCAAAAAACGAGGCUAUUCUCAAGAGUGGUCAACAAAUGAACGAAGGUGAUCAGAGUGACUACCCUAUCAUCCCUGCGGAGGAUCAGAGUCAAGUGGCAGCUGGACCCGAUGCUGGGUCUCUUGUGGAGCAGAUCACUUAUCUCACAUCAUGGCCACAGACCUCAGCAGAGCAAGUGGUGGAAAUAACAGGCUCUAAUUAUCAUUGAAUUAAUCACACAGACUCUAUGUAUAUUUUUAUGACCUCUUUUGUUCUAUAGCUAUCAUCUCAAUUCAUCUCUUCUAAUUUUAAAAGUCAAUUAUUUUAUUUUUA